GCGAGCGGACAAGUAAUCUGUGGAAAAUGAAGUACAACUGGGCCCUGAUUCUGGUGCUGGGUUCCGUGGCACUGACCACCGCCCAGAGGGAUAAUUUCUGCGAAAGGAACGAGACGAUUCGCAGCGAAGUGCCGGUCACCAAGCAGCGGGUCAUAGUGAAGCAGCCUUCGAAGUGGAAGUUCUGGAAGAAAUCGGAGAGGAAGUCGGAGUCGUACGACUCGACGGAGGAGCAGGUCACCCACCGGCUGGUCAGGGAGUGCUGUCCGGGCUACUUGCAGGUGGAAUCGGGAUUGUGCGAGCCCGUCUGCACCCGCGGUUGUCCCGCCCACGCCAGCUGUGCCGCUCCCGAUCGCUGCGAGUGCAUCAAUGGCUACGUCUCGGCCAGGAAUCACCAGGAUGGCAGCCACUACUGUGAGCCCAUCUGCCACAACCAAUGUCCUGCCGGAGCCCAGUGCGUAGCCCCGAAUACCUGCGAAUGUCGCGAAGGCUACACCCAACUGAAGCCAACUGGCGACGGUGUGAGUGGCGAUUGUGCCCCAGUUUGCCAGGUAGGCAAUGGCUGUGCCAAUGGCAAGUGCAUCGAUGUGGAGCGGUGCUUCUGCAAUUCGGGGUAUCGAUGGGACAAGAUCGAGGAACGGUGUGUCGAGAUGAGUGCGGAGUACAGCUCGGAGGAGGCCGAAACCACCGAGGAGAGCUCCGAGUCCUGGGGCACCAGCUCAACGGCUGCCUUCACGGCCACCGAGUGUCCCGAAGACUAUGUUCUUUUCCGUGGCGAAUGCCGCGAGAAGCAGUUCAACAGCAACGAGGAGGCGGGCUGCCUGAAGUCCGGCUGCGGUGCCUACCAAACAUGCCAGGAGUCCGGCAAAUGUCGCUGCUCCGAAGGAUAUGUGGCCGAGGAAAAUAGCGAACCGCUCAGCUGCCGGCGCACUUUGAUCGACCAAAUACUUGGCCUAAACGAAGCCACCGACGACGAGGACGAGCUGAAUCCCUGGACCAUCCCCAUAAUUGGCGUGGCCAGCGGAGCCCUCUUCGUCCUGCUCAUUGUGGGUCUGCUGGGCGGAAGGCGGUAUCGCCAGGAGCGGACUGCGGCGGCCAACAAGGAGAUGGAGUGCCAGUACUCGCAGAAGACCGUGGAUGUGGACGAGUGGGUGCCGUGAAGGGGUGCAGUGAUCACCCUCGGCGUUGGGCUGUGUUAGAUCAACUUUGAUUGUUAAUUUUAAAAUAUUUUUCAUUCGUAAAUAAAGCUAAUCAACUUAAUAAUA
Drosophila takahashii is the source of this 1262-nucleotide messenger RNA. It is a transcript of the gene NimC4, whose product is annotated as Nimrod C4. The record is from RefSeq and is a predicted model, not a curated record. Lineage: Eukaryota; Metazoa; Arthropoda; Insecta; Diptera; Drosophilidae.